CCUCCACCAGAGCGCGGCUCUGCGCGGCCGCGUCGCGGGGGUUUGGAGCGUCUGUCCCGGGAUGCGGGUGCCGGAGAGCGCCGCUGUUUCCGCCUGGAUGAGGCUGAGGCUCGCAGCGGGAAUCUGAGCGCGGUCGAGCGGGGGCUGAGUCGGGAGUUGGACCGGCAGCUUCCACCGGGGGUCGGUGGGGGUGACGUCUCUCUGGUCGGAUUGUUUUACUUGUAGGAUUCAGACUCUUUUCCUCCUUCCCUCCAUCCAUCCAUCCAUCCUUCAUCCCUCUCCUGCGGACGUCAGUGGAACCUGUCAAAUCUGCGCGGCUAAUCCCGGCUAAUCCCAUUAUGCACAUUAGCUCCUCGGCGUGUCUUUGUCAAUGACGGCCAGGAUGGAGACUCCCUUCUACCAUGACGACUCCCCCGCCGCGCCGGGGUUCGGCCACGCCCCCGACUACGAGCGCUACCCGGGCAACAAGAUGCUGAUGGGUAAGAAGGCCGUGCCGGGCGGGCAUCCGUUCCCCGGCGGAGGGGGAACUGCACCUGGGGGGCGGUCGGGGAACCACCUGGCGCCCGCCGGCGUGACGUCAUCGUCCUCAACCGAGAUGCUGAAGUUGCCCCCCACCGAUAUGGAGCACCUGAUUUUCCAGUCCGGUCAGGGAUUGGUCAACGCCGGGAACCCUUUCCUCUACCGCGGGCAGGCGACCAACGAGCAGGAGGGGUUUGCCGACGGCUUCGUGAAGGCGCUGGCGGACCUGCACAAGCAGAACCAGCUGGUGGGGGGGGGCCCCAUGUCGCCGUCGGGGGGCGGGACCUACCAAAGGAACCUGAUCUCCGGUGGGGAUGUGCCCGUGUACACCAACCUCGGUAGCUACCAGGAACCGUACUCCGGAGGACCGGUGGGCUUCGGUGUGGGGGUCAACCGGGGCCCGGACGCCCCUCAAACCGUUCCCGAGGCGCCGCACCACCCGGGCGACCGGCCGGCUUCCCCGGCCGACCCGGACGAGGCGCAGGAGCGGGUCAAGGCCGAGCGCAAGAAGCUGCGCAACCGCAUCGCCGCGUCCAAGUGCCGGCGGCGGAAGCUGGAGCGCAUCGCGCGGCUGGAGGAGAAGGUGCGCGCCCUGAAGGGGCGGAACGGCGAGCUGGCGGCCACCGCCGCCGCGCUGCGCGAGCAGGUGGGGCAGCUCAAGCGGAGGGUGAUGGGUCACGUGAGCGGCGGAUGUCGGAUCUCGCCGGCGGCUAAGUCCCGCGGGGAAGGCGCCGCCUCGACCGGCGCGGAGUCCAUCGGUUGAGGCGUUCGUAGCUAGCGCUCGCGGGAGGCGGAGCUUGGAAGACAGAGGACACAAUUGGACAUUGGACGUUUUUGAAAAAGUGAGCGGGGCUAGCCCUGUGACAUUUUCGCCGGGACAGAAUUCCAAGGUGCCGCUAGGGGUUUGUUUUGGUGCGUCAGAGCAGCUACUUUACGAAGAAAAACAGCUUUGUAACUUUCACCGCUGGGUUUUUAGCGGUUAUGCAAAUAUCGUUCGCUUCUGGAAUGCGGAAGCUAAUUUUAAGAUAAUUUUAAUUUUUGAUUUAUUACUAUUUUAUUACUUUACUACAAAAGUCCCCAAUUGAAAAGAGCCCGAGGGUCAUUAGGCUAACUGCGGCUAAAUGAAUUAGCAUGAAUUGAAUUGGGCUCAUUGUUUUAGGGUAGAGUUUAAUUUGAGCACAUAUGUGUGUGUAUAUAUGUAUAUAUGUAUGUAUGUAUGUAUGUAUGUGUGUGUGUGUGUGUGUGUGUGUGUGUGUGUGUGUGUGUGUGUGUGUGUGUGUGUGUGUGUGUGUGUGUGUGUGUGUAUGUAUGUAUGUAUGUAUGUAUGUAUGUAUGUAUGUAUGUAUGUAUGUAUGUAUGUAUGUAUGUAUGUAUGUAUGUAUGUAUGUAUGUAUGUAUGUAUACUACUACUGCUACUACUACUGCUUGAGGCGUUCGUAGCUAGCGCUCGCGGGAGGCGGAGCUUGGAAGACAGAGCCACAAUUGGACAUUUUUUUAAAGUGGGCGGGGCUAAUCCUGUGACGUCAUCGCCGGGUCAGAAUUCCAAGGAGCCGCUAAGCGUUUGUUUUGGUGCGUCAGAGCAGCUACUUUACGAAGAAAAAAAAGCUUUGUAACUUUCACCGCUGGGUUUAUAGCGGUUAUGCAAAUAUCGUUUGUGUCAUUUUUAUUUAAAAAAAAGAAGGAAAGUCGUUACUUUUCGUACAUUUGACAAGAAGUGGCGGUUUUGAUGUUGUUUAAUGUUUACGAUGUGCUAGACCGUUAUGAAUUUAUGAAUUUGAUCUAUCUAUCUAUCUAUCUAUCUGUCUGUCUGUCUGUCUGUCUGUCUGUCUGUCUGUCUGUCUGUCUGUCUGUCUGUCUUUCUAUCUAUCUAUCUAUCUAUCUAUCUAUCUAUCUAUCUAUCUAUCUAUCUAUCUAUCUAUCUAUCUAUCUAUCUAUCUAUCUAUCUAUCUAUCUAUCUAUCUAUCUAUCUAUCUAUCUAUCUAUCUAUCUAUCUAUCUAUCUAUCUAUCUAUCUAUCUAUCUAUCUAUCUAUCCAUCCAUCCAUCCAUCCAUCCAUCCAUCAUUUAGACGGAUUGUUAUCACCAAUUUAUUUAUUUACGCUUAUUUGAACCACAUGAUGGGAUUCAAUCGGACACCCCUCCCCCACUCCGUCUCUUUUUUCCCCCGUGAUACUCUUUCUCUUUUUUUGAACUCAGAGGUGAAAAAAAACUAUUUCUUUAAAUAAUUUAUAAGCUUAGUGUUUGUUUUUGUUUUUUUAUUCAAAUCGGAAAAACGGACAAUCGGUUAUUUUACGACGACACAUUUUAUACGGACUAAAAAAAAAACAUUGCCGUCGUCUGAUAUCUGUCGUAGCAUUUACCAUUUAUACCGUAGCUUAGUAGCUACCGUUAUGUCUCGUAUCGACUGUUAUCGUGUCAUUUGGUUUCAAGAGUCAAUCAAGAGUUUGAAAAAAGUUAAUAGCGAUAGCCGUGUCUUUGAAGUACUUUCUCAAAUAUCGCUUCUGGAAUGCGGAAGCUAAUUUUAAGAUAAUUUAAAUUUUUACUUUAUUACUAUUUUAUUACUUUACGACAAAAGUCCCCAAUUGAAAAGAGCCCGAGGGUCAUUAGGCUAACUGCGGCUAAAUGAACUAGCAUGAAUUGAAUUGGGCUCAUUGUUUUAGGGUAGAGUUUAAUUUGAACAAACUACUUUUUAAAAGUACCACUUACCUA
Cololabis saira (Pacific saury) is the source of this 3226-nucleotide messenger RNA. RefSeq names its product transcription factor JunD-like. Gene Ontology annotation, cellular component: transcription regulator complex. Bases 371 to 1282 code for a protein of 303 amino acids. The record is from RefSeq and is a predicted model, not a curated record. The transcript has 2 exons. Gene Ontology annotation, molecular function: RNA polymerase II cis-regulatory region sequence-specific DNA binding; DNA-binding transcription factor activity, RNA polymerase II-specific; transcription factor binding. Gene Ontology annotation, biological process: regulation of cell cycle; regulation of transcription by RNA polymerase II; regulation of cell population proliferation. Lineage: Eukaryota; Metazoa; Chordata; Actinopteri; Beloniformes; Belonidae.